AUGGAGCAACAACAACCACCACCACAACCAAGGAAGCUUUGCACCGGCGCAUGGAUGUCCGUACGUUCUGGGCAAUGGUCUGGAUCACUUCCACCACUACCCCCAACUUAUCCAACCAUACCAGAGGACCCCCAAACAGGUGGACCCUCCAACCCUACUCCUAUUGUGGAGCUACCUCAACCACCACCUACGGCUUAUGACCCCUAUCUACAAGCGGUCAUUCAAAACGCUUUAUACCCACCUCCAUUUCCUCUUACUUACCAAAACCCGGGCUAUCCAAACCCCGGAUAUCCAUACCCGGUUUUUCCGCAACCACAACCAUCGCAACAACAAUUACCGAUUGAAGCUAUCAAUCAAGUGUUGGAACGAGCAGAACAAAUCCAACAACAAGCAGAAAAGAAUGAACAGAGGAUGAGCAAGAUAUUCAAGAAACUCUCCAAAAUAGUUAAAGGAAGGAGAGAUGAUUGA
Molecule: messenger RNA, 468 nt
Organism: Helianthus annuus (common sunflower)
Lineage: Eukaryota; Viridiplantae; Streptophyta; Magnoliopsida; Asterales; Asteraceae
Product: leucine-rich repeat extensin-like protein 5
Exons: 2
Coding region: 1-468 (155 amino acids)
Source: RefSeq, a predicted model, not a curated record